This is a messenger RNA of Archocentrus centrarchus (flier cichlid), 2475 nucleotides long. Its product is annotated as G-protein coupled receptor family C group 6 member A-like. The transcript has 6 exons. The record is from RefSeq and is a predicted model, not a curated record. Gene Ontology annotation, cellular component: plasma membrane. Gene Ontology annotation, molecular function: G protein-coupled receptor activity. Gene Ontology annotation, biological process: G protein-coupled receptor signaling pathway. Bases 1 to 2475 code for a protein of 824 amino acids. NCBI's taxonomy places the organism in Eukaryota, Metazoa, Chordata, Actinopteri, Cichliformes, Cichlidae.
AUGUUCUUGAUGUGGUUAUUUGUCAUGAGUGUCUUUCACUCCUCUUUAGGGGAGAAUAGUUGCCUCCGUGCAUACUCUCCUGGGGAUAUCAUCAUUGGAGGACUUUUCCCUAUUCACUUAAAAACCAACAGGACCAACACUCCUGGGCCUCUUUCCUGUAGUGACUAUGAUUUACAAAUAUUCCUGCGAAGUCAAGUGAUGAUCUACGCCAUCAGAGAAAUAAACCUACCCAACAUCUCCAUGGGAUAUGACAUCUAUGACACUUGUGGAGAUGUCAGCCUCGCCAUGAGAGCAACUCAUGAGCUGCUGAAGACCCAGUCAGACCCACAAAGCUGUUUACUGCCAGCAGAACCACAAACCAAGGUGGUGAUUGGGGAAAGGUACUCAGAGGUAUCAGUAGCUGUUGCACGAAUUGCUGCUCUGUCAUCAGUUGCCCAGAUUAGUUAUGCAUCGACCAGUGAGUUGCUCAGCAGGAAGUUCAAGUUCCCCACUUUUCUGCGAACAGUGCCUAGCGAUGAAUAUCAGACUAAGGGUAUUGUUGAGCUGGUGAAGACAUUUCAUUGGCAAACAGUGUUCAUUGUGGGAAGUGAUGAUGAAUACGGGAAGUACGGCAGUGACGGCCUUGUGAACACCUUCAGUGAAACAAACAUCUGCAUUGAAGCUGUUCACAUCUUGUCUGCUGAUUUUAUGAAAAACAAUUCCCAGACCCAAAGGAAGCUGAAUGAACUACUGGGAGACAUCAAAAACUCCUCCGCUGAGGCCAUCAUCCUCUUCACGAAGGACUCCAAUGUUGAAAUCAUCCUGGGAGCAGCUAUUAAAGACAAAGUCAACAGAACUUGGAUUGCAAGUGAUUCAUGGUCCAAUUCUCCAACAAUCUCUGCAAUGCCAGGAAUUGAGCAUAUUGGACAAGUUUUCGGGUUCAUCUUCAAACAGAAGGAAGUGCCUGGCUUUAAAGACUACGUCAUGUCGAUGUUUAAUGGACCUGAAAAUAAUAUUCUCAACUAUCACCUGACACAGCAUCCACUUUGUUCAAAUCAGCCUGAAGAGAAAAGAGUAAAUGAUUCUUUAACAACAAACAAUCAACUGGGAUCCAAGCAGUGUCUGGACCCAAGUGUAUUGGCUACUUACAUUGAUCAGGAUGAAUCUUAUGGUGUCUAUUUAGCUGUUCAAGUCAUUGCUGAGGGUCUCAGACGGUUGCUGAAGUGUGACGGCCAUCAAUGUGAACGUAGCUCCAACUUCACAGCCUCAGAGCUUCUCUCGGAAAUCCAGAAAGUCAAUUUUACCACACAUCUAUUCUUCAAUAGUGAUGGGGACCCCAGUUUGGGUUAUGAUAUCAUAUACUGGAACAUGUCUAAUUUUAAACAGGGUGCAACACUAGAAACUAUUGGCGAAUACUGUCCAGAUGGAAAAAUCAGCGUACCAUUAUAUCUUUUCAAAAACCUGAUAAAUUACACGGUCUCUGUUUACAACUGCUUAAAAACAUGUGAUCCAGGACAAGAGCUAGAAAUGGAAAGGAAGUGCUGUGGUGUUUGCGUUCCAUGCAUGAUUGGAGAGUUUUCCCCUGAAAACGGUACAGCAUGUAAGCCCUGCGGUGAAAGGCAAUAUUCGUCUGAAAAGAGGGAUACGUGUUUGAAUAAAGAGGAUAAAUUUCUCCUCUGGUUAGAUCCCUUCUCAAUCAGUCUGAGCAUUCUGGCAGUCAUCGGGAUCGUUGCUACCGUUGUGUUUGCUGUUGUGUUUGCAGUCUAUAUUCGAACUCCCAUUGUGAAGACAGCUGGUGGUUAUGUGUGUUUCCUGGAGCUUCUAGCCCUGCUGACUGGCUUCUGCCUUACAUUUAUUUUCCCAGGCAAACCUACUAAGAACUUAAACUGUGCAGGUGUCCCUCUCUUUGGUAUAGUCUUUAACGUCUGCAUCUCUUGCAUUCUGGCAAACUUGCUUCAGAUCUUGUUGGGCUUCAACUUUGACCUGCCAGUAGGGUCCUGGGCAAAGAAGUUAAAUCAACCACUGGUGUUGGUGACCAUUGUUUCUGGGAUCCAGGUGGCUGUGUCUGUGUCAUGGCUGAUUUUCAACCCACCAGUUCCUCAAGAGGUGCCAGAGGACAAGACCAUCCUGCACCAGUGUGAGAUGAAGUCCCUUGAGUACUUUUUAGCCAUGUUAGGCUACAAUGGUUUCUUGGGGAUUUUUUGUUUUGUGUUUGCAUUCAAAGGUAGACAUCUGCCAGAUCUGUAUAAAAAUGCUUCUUUAAUCGCCAUCAGUAUACUACUGUUUAUGGUCAUCUGGAUCAUCUUCCUCCCGCUUUAUCUCACAUUGAAGGGCUUGUACAAACCAGCAAUAGAAGGUGCGGCCAUCCUCACUUCCUGCUUCAGCAUUCUCUUUAGUCACUUGGCCCCCAAGUGUUACAUUAUGUUGUUUAGGAAAGAGCUUAAUCAUGAGAGUGCUAUUGCUGAGUACAUCAGGAAGCAUUAUGAGCAACAGUGA